Messenger RNA from Eurypyga helias (sunbittern), 1491 nucleotides. Its product is annotated as cytochrome P450 2K1-like. The record is from RefSeq and is a predicted model, not a curated record. Gene Ontology annotation, biological process: xenobiotic metabolic process. The coding region runs from base 1 to 1491 and encodes 496 amino acids. The transcript has 9 exons. Gene Ontology annotation, molecular function: heme binding; iron ion binding; oxidoreductase activity, acting on paired donors, with incorporation or reduction of molecular oxygen, reduced flavin or flavoprotein as one donor, and incorporation of one atom of oxygen. Gene Ontology annotation, cellular component: intracellular membrane-bounded organelle; cytoplasm. NCBI's taxonomy places the organism in Eukaryota, Metazoa, Chordata, Aves, Eurypygiformes, Eurypygidae.
AUGGACUGGAGCAGCUGCACUUCCAUUGGUUUAGUGCUCAUCCUGUCUUUUCUAUCCAUUUUGAAAAUGGGAUGUUUCUGGAAUAACCACAGGAGAAAGAAUUUUCCCCCAGGACCAAGACCAUUACCUAUCAUCGGAAAUCUGCUUAUGUUUGAUUUGAAGAGACCCUACAGGACUUAUCUACAGCUGUCAAAAUUAUAUGGUCCAGUCUUUAGUGUUCAGAUGGGGCUAAGGAAAAUAGUAGUGAUUUCUGGGUAUGAGACAGUGAAGGAAGCUCUCGUAAACAAGGCUGAUGCAUUUGCAGAGAGACCUAGAAUCCCAAUCUUUGAAGAUUUGACCAAAGGAAAUGGGGUUGUUUUUGCUCAUGGUGAAAACUGGAAGGUGAUGCGAAGAUUUACUCUCACAACCUUGCGAGACUUUGGAAUGGGAAAAAGGGCCAUUGAGGACCGCAUUGUGGAGGAGUACGGGUAUCUGGCAGACACAUUUGAGUCACAAAAAGGAAAGCCCUUUGAUGCUAGUAAAAUAAUUAAUGCAGCAGUUGCUAACAUAAUUGUGUCAAUAUUACUUGGAAAAAGAUUUGACUACAAAGACUCCAGAUUUGUGAGACUUCUACAAUUGACCAAUGAAAGCAUGAGGCUUGCUGGGAAACCUUUGGUUACGAUGUACAACAUUUUCCCAUACCUUGGAUUCCUCCUGAGGGCUAACAAGACUCUUCUCCGAAACAGAGAUGAAAUCCAUGCUUAUAUACAAGUUACUUUUGUAGAACAUCUCAAAACUCUGGACAAAAAUGAUCAAAGAAGUUUUAUUGAUGCUUUCCUUGUUAAACAACAGGAGGAGAAAUCUACUACCAAUGGGUAUUUCCACAAUGGCAACUUGCUAAGCUUGGUGAGCAAUUUGUUCACUGCUGGUGUUGAGACAAUUUCCUCCACACUAAACUGGAGCUUUCUGCUGAUGCUUAAGUACCCUGAAAUUCAGAGAAAGGUCCAAGAAGAGAUAGAGCAAGUGAUAGGGUCAAACUCCCCACGGAUUGAGCAUCGAACUCAAAUGCCAUAUACUGAUGCUGUCAUCCAUGAAAUUCAGAGGUUCGCUAAUAUCCUGCCAUUGGAUUUGCCCCAUGAGACUGCUGCAGAUGUCACUCUCAAAGGCUAUUUCAUUCCCAAGGGAACCUACAUCAUCCCCUUACUGGCCUCUGUCCUGCAAGACAAAUCGCAGUGGGAGAAACCUGACAUGUUCUAUCCUGAGCACUUUCUUGAUGCCAAUGGAAAAUUUGUGAAGAAAGAUGCUUUCAUGCCUUUUUCAGCAGGGCGGAGAAUCUGUGCCGGUGAGACUCUUGCCAAAAUGGAGCUCUUCCUCUUCUUCACCAGCCUCCUGCAGAGGUUCACCUUCCACCCUCCCCCUGGAGUUUCCACCUCAGACCUGGAUCUCAGCCCUGCUAUUUCAUUUAACGUCAUCCCCAAACCUUACAAAAUGUGUGCUGUAACACGUUUCUAG